Messenger RNA from Capra hircus (goat), 1952 nucleotides. It is a transcript of the gene PPM1J, whose product is annotated as protein phosphatase, Mg2+/Mn2+ dependent 1J. The transcript is spliced from 10 exons. Gene Ontology annotation, biological process: protein dephosphorylation. Bases 258 to 1775 code for a protein of 505 amino acids. Gene Ontology annotation, molecular function: protein serine/threonine phosphatase activity. The record is from RefSeq and is a predicted model, not a curated record. Lineage: Eukaryota; Metazoa; Chordata; Mammalia; Artiodactyla; Bovidae.
CUCUCUGUUCCCUCCUUACAACAGCAGACCCUUCGUCCCCUAAAAAACGGAGGUGGGAGAAGCCGGACGGGGUGGGUAGAGGCCAUUAGCCCGCGGGGCGGUUCGAGAGCCGGGAAGUUUUGCCGGGGACCUGCCUGGGGGCGGGGAGCCAAUGGAGGGACCGAACCGACCAGAGCGAGCACCGCCCCUCGCGAGCCCUAGGGGGCGGGGCCAGCUCUGGGGCGGGGCCACGGCCGAGGGCGGGGCAGGGAGGCAGCAUGCUAAACCGGGUGCGCUCGGCCGUGGCGCACCUGGUGAGCUCUGGGGGCGCCCCGCCUUCGCGCCCCAAGUCGCCAGACCUGCCCAACGCGACCUCGGCGCCACCCGCUGCCCCUCCACAAGCUCCUAGGAGUCCUCCGGCCAGGGCUGGGAGCGGGGGUGCGGCGCCAGCGAGGACAGUAGAGGCUCGAGCAAGCUUCUCCCGACCGACUUUUCUGCAGCUGAGCCCCGGGGGGCUGAGACGCGCCGACGACCACGCUGGCCGGGCUGUGCAAAGCCCUCCGGACACCGGCCGUCGCCUGCCUUGGAGCACGGGCUACGCCGAGGUCAUCAACGCUGGCAAGAGCCGGCACAAUGAGGACCAGGCUUGCUGUGAAGUGGUGUAUGUGGAAGGCCGGAGGAGUGUUUCAGGGGCACCUAGGGAGCCUAGCCGAGGCCAGGGACUCUGCUUCUACUACUGGGGUCUGUUUGACGGGCAUGCAGGGGGCGGGGCUGCUGAAAUGGCCUCUAGGCUUCUGCAUCGCCACAUUCGGGAGCAGCUAAAAGACCUGGUAGAGAUACUCCAGGACCCCUUACCGCCCCCCCUCUGCCUCCCGUCCACCCCGGGGGCUCCAGGUUCCUCUGAUUCCUCUCAGUUGGUUGGUCCUCAAUCCUGCUGGUCUUCACAGAAGGAAGUGACUCAUGAGAGCCUGGUAGUGGGUGCCAUUGAGAAUGCCUUCCAGCUCAUGGAUGGGCAGAUGGCCCGGGAGCGGCGUGGCCAACAAGUGGAAGGGGGCUGCUGUGCACUGGUUGUGGUCUACUUGCUAGGCAAGGUGUACGUGGCCAACGCAGGUGACAGCAGAGCCAUCAUUGUCCGGAAUGGUGAAAUCAUUCCAAUGUCCCGGGAGUUCACCCCGGAGACUGAGCGCCAGCGUCUUCAGCUGCUUGGCUUCCUGAAACCAGAGCUGCUGGGUGGUGAAUUCACCCACCUCGAGUUCCCUCGCAGAGUUCAGCCUAAGGAGCUGGGGCAGAGGAUGCUGUACCGGGACCAGAACAUGACUGGCUGGGCCUACAAAAAGAUCGAGCUGGAGGAUCUCAGGUUUCCUCUGGUCUGUGGGGAGGGCAAAAAGGCUCGAGUAAUGGCCACCAUUGGGGUGACCCGGGGCUUGGGAGACCACAACCUCAGGGUCUGCAGUUCCACCCUGCCCAUCAAGCCCUUCCUCUCUUGUUUCCCUGAGGUGCGAGUGUAUGACCUGACGCAGUACGAGCACUGUCCAGAUGACGUGCUAGUCCUGGGAACAGAUGGGCUGUGGGACGUCACCAGUGACUGUGAGGUAGCUGCCACUGUGGACAGGGUGCUGUCAGCCUAUGAGCCCAAUGACCCCAGCAGGUACACAGCUCUGGCCCAAGCUCUGGUCCUGGGGGCCCGGGGCACACCCCGGGACCGUGGUUGGCGUCUCCCCAACAACAAGCUGGGUUCCGGGGAUGAUAUCUCAGUCUUCGUCAUCCCCCUGGGAGGGCCAGGCAGUUACUCCUGAGAGGCUCAAGCCCUGAACCUCCCACCACCAUCCCAGCCUCUCCAUGCUUAUGCCUCUCCCAACCUAAAUUCUGAAGUUGUCUCCCCCACCUUCUUUAGUGGCAACUUAACUGAAGAAGGGGUGCCAGUUAGAUCUACAGUUAUAGCUCUUGGCAAAUAAACCAGAUGAAUAAAGAUG